This is a messenger RNA of Arthroderma uncinatum, 2040 nucleotides long. RefSeq lists its product as uncharacterized. The transcript is spliced from 11 exons. NCBI's taxonomy places the organism in Eukaryota, Fungi, Ascomycota, Eurotiomycetes, Onygenales, Arthrodermataceae. The record is from RefSeq and is a predicted model, not a curated record. The coding region runs from base 1 to 2040 and encodes 679 amino acids.
AUGUCCUUAACGUACCUACUUUUUUUGACCACUUAUGUGUGCGUUACCGUUUCGCAAACACACCAGCUCUACGAUGUCGAUACAUCCGUUCUCGUCAAUGGAACAGAUGAUUGCCUGAAGACCUUCAAUUCCAACGUUACCUGUCCAUGGUUUAUCGGGAGGCUCUACGUCGACCCAUUCUACAGCUUUAACUAUGACAAAAAUGUGUUGGAGGAGCUGUGUGCAACUAGCUGUUUAGACUCGCUCACUUCCCACCGUGACAUGGUAAAGGAGGCAUGUUCGGGUGCAGAAUACGUCGACAAGUUUGGAAAUACACGAUGGGUUCCUUGGUACCCAGAUGAGUCUCUUCUCUACGCACUUGGUAUUGCCUGUUUGAAACGAAGCGACGGACAAUUUUGCAACAUAUUUCUCCACGAAAAUGACACUCCAGAUACUGCUUGUGAUUACUGCAUGUUAGCAGCCGCUCAGAAACAAGUCAACUCACCAUUUGCUACGGAUGAAGGGGUAUACGAUAACUAUAAAUCUCUAACUUCGGAGUGUAAAGCAACAGGCUACCCAACUACUACAGUUGACCCUGUUCUGAUAAGCACGAAUAUCCCUGCAACAAGGACGUGCACUGGCACCUCUUAUGAGGUUAAAGCAACUGACGACUUUUAUUCAGUUCCAAAGUCACAGUCGGUGUCAACGGAACUGCUACUCCACAACAAUGGUCUUUCAUAUAUCAAGGCGGAUUUCCCAAAGUCUGGGUCGUUAUGUAUAGAAAAUAAAUGCAAGAUACAUAUCCUUGCCGAGGAUGAGACUUGUAGCUCGAUAGCUGCAGCAGCCAAUAUUUCUACAGUCCAGCUUAGAGCUUGGAAUAUCAAUAUCAACUCGUUCUGCAGCAAUCUAGACAGGUUUAUUGGGAACACCUUUUGCGUUAGUAACCCAUUAGGUACUAAUUAUACCCUACCGGACAGUCCAACAGUAACUCCAGUGCCGACGCCAGCGCCAAUACCUGACAAUAUUGCACCAAAUGUAACCACACAUUGUGGUAGAUACUACAAAAUUAGUGAUGGUGAUGACUGCGCUGUCGUCACUACAAAAUUUGGGAUCUCCCGCCCUGAUUUUGGGUUCCUUAAUCCUGGCGUGGACAAGCAAUGCACCAAUAUCUGGCUUAAUUACUUCUACUGCGUUCAGCCAGUAGGCGACAUCACUGACUACCCUGGCUACGGAUCGGGUCCUACCAAAACUCGUCCAUUGUUCACCCCCGGCCCAAGUACAUCUAUACCGUGGGAAGAUUCAGAACCAACACCUGAUCCAAACCAGAUCAUUAUCCCUCUUGCAAAUCUAACACGCGAGGACUGCUGGCAGUAUAUUUGGGUCAAUGAUACCCGACCUGAAAGUGUUGGCUGCUGGGGUAUUGCAAGGGCCGCUGGCAUAGAUCGCGAGGAAAUGAUUCUUUGGAAUCCUUCGCUCGCUCAAAACUCGACAGAUGAAGAAAACCCGGAUUACCCAUGCUCCCUCAAGCAAAGCAUGUCUUAUUGCGUCGCUGUGGCCAGUCAUACGCCAGUGCUGCCCACCCCUAUUAAACCACCAACACCACGUGCAAGUGGAGAAAUAAAUGGCUGUGUUGACUGGUUUCUGGCCGACGAGGAAGUCGACUGUGAAUCAACCCUUAAUAAUUUGGGCCUUACGAUAGAGGAAUUAUAUAAGAUGAACCCGUCAUUAGGCAUGGAUUGUGCUGGCAUGGUUGCUGGGACAUAUUACUGUCACUAUACAGGAGACGACGAAAAUGAUGACGAAGAUCCAGCACCAACAACUACAACUGAGACACCCACCGCAUCACCAACUCCUACGUCCCCGCCUGCGCCAGGGCCAACACAGCCGGGAAUCCCUGAAAACUGCAAUAAAUGGGUCCAGCAGAUGGAUGGGAUCUAUUGCUUUGACAUGGCAAAUAAUGCAGGAAUUAGUUUGGAACAGCUAUACAAGCUGAACCCUGCUCUCGGUGGUGAUUGCACCGGACUGUGGGUCGGUUAUUCUUAUUGUAUUGUAACGGCAUAG